This is a messenger RNA of Dichomitus squalens LYAD-421 SS1, 1036 nucleotides long. Its product is annotated as NAD(P)-binding protein. The record is from RefSeq and is a predicted model, not a curated record. The coding region runs from base 115 to 930 and encodes 271 amino acids. NCBI's taxonomy places the organism in Eukaryota, Fungi, Basidiomycota, Agaricomycetes, Polyporales, Polyporaceae. Gene Ontology annotation, cellular component: cytosol. Gene Ontology annotation, molecular function: oxidoreductase activity. The transcript has 7 exons.
CCGAGCGCGGCGUUUCGCACGAACUUAUCACGCACGGCUCUUGGGGGGCAUCUCAAGACUGUAGAACGAACGGUCAUCUUGAACAUCACCGCAGCUCAGAGCCAGCGCCGCGACAUGUCUGUUUUCAACGCCUCCCGCCUUGUCGGCAAGACCGUGCUCAUUACGGGUGCAAGCGCUGGUAUCGGUGCGGCUACCGCGGUUCUAUUCGCGAAGGGUGGCUCGAAUGUCAUCUUGGCUGCUCGUCGCACGGACGCUCUGAAGGCCGUAGCGGAGGCCUGCACGGCGGCGCACAAGGAAUCUGGCAUCCAGCAGGGCGGAAAGUUUGCGACUGUCCAACUCGAUGUCGCCGACAAGAAGCAGAUCGCAUCUUUCAUUGACAAGAUCCCGCAAGACCUUCGCAGCAUCGAUAUCCUCGUGAACAAUGCUGGCUUCGUGCUCGGUGUAGAGAAAGUCGGAGACAUCUCAGAAGCCGACAUGGAGGCCAUGUUUACCGUCAACGUCUUUGGUCUGAUCUCUCUCACUCAGCUUUUCAUCAAGGACUUCAGGGCACGUAAGACCGGGCACAUAAUCAACAUCGGCUCUGUUGCCGGCCGGGAACCUUACGCUGGUGGUGCAAUCUACUGCGCUACGAAGCACGCUGUGCGUUCGUUCACAGGCUCGCUCCUCCGCGAGGUCGUCGAUACGCCUAUUCGCGUAACGGAGAUCCAGCCCGGUAUGGUCGAAACUGAGUUCUCGGUCGUCCGCUUCCGCGGCGAUAAGGCCGCGGCUGACAAGGUCUACGAGGGUCUGCAACCCCUGGUCGCCGAGGACAUCGCGGAGGAGAUUGUCUGGGCAGCAUCUCGCCCGCCUCAUGUGAACAUUGCCGAGCUCUACGUCCUCCCGGUGAACCAGGCGAGCCCCACUAUCAGCUUCCGUCCUGGUAAGCAGUAGCACAAAUGUAGAUACAAGUGAUGGAACCAAUGUAUCAUACCUGGCGACAGCCGCGCGACUCAUCCGUCGCUCUAUGCUAUAACGUCCCAACCACGCUAUGGGCCGU